This is a messenger RNA of Ascoidea rubescens DSM 1968, 1232 nucleotides long. Its product is annotated as L domain-like protein. The transcript has 5 exons. Gene Ontology annotation, molecular function: protein binding. The record is from RefSeq and is a predicted model, not a curated record. Bases 1 to 1068 code for a protein of 355 amino acids. Lineage: Eukaryota; Fungi; Ascomycota; Saccharomycetes; Ascoideales; Ascoideaceae.
AUGGAAGGCGAAAAUGCACCUUACAAGAAUAGAAGAACACAAUCUGGAAAAGACAAAAAUCAUUCAAUGUUUUUAAAUCGACAAUCUCAUGUAAUUUUUAUCGGGGGAUUAAAACCCUUUUGUCUUGAAAAGCAAAUCAAAAAUAGCUUAAAAACAUUUCUUGGAGAAAAAAAAAUAGAAAAUUUAAACGAACUAACUCAUUUGAAAAUAAUAAAUUUAUGUUUCAAUGAUAAUUUAGAAAUUGUUGAUAAUUUGGAUAUUUUGAUUAAUUUUAAAAACUUGCACAUCAUAUUAGAUCUUAACAAAAGAAUGAUAAACAGAAGUUCAGCUCCAUUUAAUAGCUUGAAAAAUUUGAACCAGUUAAAUACAAAUAACAAUUUAAUUGACAAAAUUGAGAAUAUUGAAAAUUUUGAGAAAGGCAAUAUCAAAAAAAUCAAAACUUUUGAUAAGUCAGUCAAUCUAGAAAACCUUCAGUUAAAUAAUAAUAAAAUCACGAAAACUCAGAAUCUAGAUCAGUUGAUCAAUUCAAACACAAUUUCGUUCCACAACAAUAAUAUUAGAAAAAUUGAAAAUGUUAAUUAUUUAACAGAUCUCCAAGGGUUAUUUAUUGCACAAAACCAAAUGACAAGGCUUCAGAAUUUGAAUAGUGAGAGUCUGGAGGGAUUUGAAAAGCUAAAUCAACUAAAUCACAAUCGCAAUACAAUUUCUAAAAUAGAAAGACGUAAUGCAUUGACUAAUUCAACACUUUUAGGCUUUCUUAGUAACACAAUCAAAGAAAUUACGAACUUGGAUAGAUUACAAAACUUAGGAAUCUUUUUUUUAAAUGAUAAUCAAAUUGAAAAUGUCAACAAUAUUUUUAUUUCAAAAGGGGUGGGCGUGCAUUUAUCUGGAAAUGAAAUUAUUCUGGCUGGUCAAAAGUUUCAGAAUGAGUUGAGGAGGUUUGAUGAAAGAUUUAUUAAAGAGAUUUGGAUAGACAAGGCAAGUGCAAAUGCUUCAUUUUCGGCUGAACUUAAAUUGAUUAUUAAAAAUUUCCAGCACAUUUUCAUCCUUUGGCAAAGUAAAUGGUGAUACCACUAAUAAAUAGCUGGGUCUAGAAAGAAAGAACGAUACUUUUCUUUGAUCUUUUUCUUUAUCUCAAAACUGGACCCACCGAAGUGGUAACAGAAAUCUCAUGCAUGCUGGGCCUAACUAUGCACAGUUAGCAUAAUCACUGCAUAGAUCUCAGUUACCCU